AUCGGGAGCAAGUAGUCCGUAGAAGAAGAGUGAAGCCGCGAGCUGACAACUGACACAGACCGUGUCGACAACUUCCUGCUCCGUUGUUGCUAUGCAACCUGUCAACAACAAACAGAGUCGCUAGCCGCCAGGCAUGUCGUCGGGUUACUCGGCUAAUCAGUAUGAAAAUGCUUUCAACUCGCAGAAAUUGCAAAAUUGGACCGUGCCGAAGCAUUUCAAGGAGAGGCCCUCAGCAGCAGAGGGUCACACCAUCUUCAUCGCCAGUGACCGAGGACAUCUCCUACCGGGAGUGAAGGCUAAGCGUGGCAGUGCGUGGCCAGAUUUUAAGGGGACAUGGGAGCUGCCUGCUCGUCUCCCUCCUGCCUCCAUCAACCCCACGGCUCGCUCUGAGGAGGGCAGACAGCGUCUCACACACACAUACAAACACUCACACACAUACAAACACUCACACACACACAAACACUCACACACACACUCCGGACUUGACAUCCACACACACAUGGCUGCCAAAACCACCACCACACCAGCCACAGACGGUCAGACGGAAGAGGUUCAGACCUGCAAUGCCCCAACCUCAGAGAGACCAGUCACAGGAGAAAGACCAGUCACUGGGCAAUCAGGUCGUGGGGCGAGACCUUUGACUCAAGCCUCAGAGAGAGAGAGAGCAGUGUCCACCCUGACACACAGCAAGAGGAGAGAGCAGCCACUAGAGGGAACACCUCGGCUGGAGAGAGAGCAGCCACUAGAGGGAACACCUCGGCUGGAGAGAGAGCAGCCACUAGAGGGAACACCUCGGCUGGAGAGAGAGCAGCCACUAGAGGGAACACCUCGUCUGGAGAGAGAGCAGCCACUAGAGGGAACACCUCUUCUGGAGAGAGAGCAGCCACUAGAGGGAACACCUCGUCUGGAGAGAGAGCAGCCACUAGAGGGAACACCUCGUCUGGAGAGAGAGCAGCCACUAGAGGGAACACCUCGGCUGGAGAGAGAGCAGCCACUAGAGGGAACACCUCGGCUGGAGAGAGAGCAGCUGCUAGAGGGAACACCUCGGCUGGAGAGAGAGAACCUUCUACAGCUGCCCAAGAUAAUCACACACAGGUUGACUAGUAAACAUGUCUACUUCCCCAUCUCUUUCUCUCUCCAUCUUUCUCUAGAGCAGUCUCACACCCAGAAUAUAUUUUGUUUCCUGAUGUACUGAGUGCUGUUAGUUUACUGAUGUACACUAACAGAAUCAUACAGCAUUAAAACUCUGUAAAACCA
Messenger RNA from Oncorhynchus gorbuscha (pink salmon), 1257 nucleotides. It is a transcript of the gene cfap126, whose product is annotated as cilia and flagella associated protein 126. The record is from RefSeq and is a predicted model, not a curated record. Gene Ontology annotation, cellular component: ciliary basal body. Gene Ontology annotation, biological process: cilium organization. Lineage: Eukaryota; Metazoa; Chordata; Actinopteri; Salmoniformes; Salmonidae.